Messenger RNA from Lachancea dasiensis, 1314 nucleotides. The record is from the annotation of a GenBank genome assembly. NCBI's taxonomy places the organism in Eukaryota, Fungi, Ascomycota, Saccharomycetes, Saccharomycetales, Saccharomycetaceae.
AUGAGUGGAACAGGACGGCUACAAGGACUUGGGCAAGGGUCUGGAAAGCCAAGUUUAAAGUUUAAGCCAAAAGCUCUGGCCAGAAGGUCUAAGGAAGAGCGAGAAAAAGCCAUUCCUAAACCUUCCUCCGAAGAGCUAAAUAAUGGUCAAAACUCGCGCAAAAAAUACAGCAAGAAGGACUUUGGAAAGCAGCAAAAACGCGUGCCGAAGUACUUGCUCAACACUCGAGUGGUUGGAGCCGGUUUCGGUGCUGAGAACUUUUCAGGUGGAGGAGCCGAUGCCAGAACCGGCUUUAUCAAAAGCGAAGGGUCGCCGAUGGGGAUGGAUUUGCUACAACGUGGUCUUCAGCAGGUCAACAGUGGUGGAAAAGGUGCGGUAGAAGAUGGCGACUCUGAAGAGGAAGGAACCACGACCAGAAUCAACAUGGGACGGGAGUACCGUGCUAAUGAGCUGUAUGCAUCGGAGGAAGAAGAGAACCCACAAGAAGAUGACGAACUAGACGAAGAAACACUGAGGUCGAAGAGACUUGCUCAUUUUUUCCCUGUCAGGGCCGUCAGAGUCCGCCAUGAGGACAUCGACGACAUGCAGAAAGAGUUGAAAGAGACCAUGUCAGAGACCAGCACACGAGGACCGACUCCAGGAGUUGCGCCUGUAAAGAGCGAGCACCAGGUGGAAGAUGAUGACAAACUAUUAUCCCCAGAGAUGGGCUUGCAACAAGGGCAAGGCACCGAGCUUCACAAUAAGCUUCACAACCUGCAUCUCGAGAGUGCGAACGAGUCGCCAGAGUCUCACGAGGAGUCGAAAAGACUUCAGCAGGACCAUGCUCAUCUUCACAAAAAGCUUUUGAGGAUCAACAAUCAACCAGGCAAAUUCAUGUUUUUCCAACUUCCAGCUGCACUGCCUGAUUUCGAAGUGCCCGAGGCUCCACGAGAUGCAAUGGAGGUCGAACCUGAAACUUUAGAGGAACCUGCUGAGCCUGCUGAUUCCGCUGACAAGACUGAAGCUAAGAAAAGUGAGGAGAAGUCUAAAUCCUCCGAAAACGUGACUUCCUCCAAUCCUCCCAAACAAAACGGCAGUAAAAAGGCAGAUACCACAGAACCUACAAAGCUUCUUACUGGAAACAUUGGCUCUUUACGGGUUCACAAAUCGGGCAAGUUGUCUGUCAAGAUUGGCAAUGUUGUAAUGAACAUUAACAGGGGUGCUGAAAAUACAUUUCUGCAAGAAGUCAUUGCACUGGACGAACGCGAGGACGAGCGAACAGUUGAACUCUUGGGCCAGAUAGCCGGGAAAGCGGUCGUGACGCCAAUGUUUUGA